This is a messenger RNA of Sitophilus oryzae (rice weevil), 2587 nucleotides long. It is a transcript of the gene pink, whose product is annotated as Hermansky-Pudlak syndrome 5 protein homolog. Gene Ontology annotation, molecular function: protein binding. Lineage: Eukaryota; Metazoa; Arthropoda; Insecta; Coleoptera; Curculionidae. The record is from RefSeq and is a predicted model, not a curated record. The transcript has 6 exons. Gene Ontology annotation, biological process: developmental pigmentation. Bases 108 to 2513 code for a protein of 801 amino acids. Gene Ontology annotation, cellular component: cytoplasm.
CUUACUUUCUUUUCCUGUCAAACCAAGAAAAUUCUAUUCUAACCUCAAAUUAUUAAAGUUUUGUUUUUGGAUGUAAAAUUAUUUAUUUAUUUUGAUAUUUUAAAAGAAUGGACAGUAAUGAUAUAUUUGUAGAAUUUACAGAUGACUUAAACAAUAGAAUAACUGAAACUUUUAAUUCAAUGCAAAGAGUUAAGCCGAAAUCAUUUUUUGUAUCACAGAACUUUGUUGUUUUUGGAGCUACCAGUGGUAGUAUUUAUAUUUUCAAACGUCAUCCUUGUGAGUUUUUUAAAAUCAUUCCCAGUAAGGGAGGUUGUGUCGAUUUAAUAACUAUUUCUGUUGAUGAAAAAUACUUAAGCAUAGCAAACUCCCAUGGACUAAUUUUGAUAUUUAAAAAUUUCAUUGAUUCAAACGUUGAAUGUCAGACAUUUAAUGAACACGAAGGUAACAAUAUUACUUAUAUGAAAUGGAAUAGAAACAAACUAUACACAGGUGAUGAUUCAGGGAAAGUAUCAGUUGCCACAAUCAUUUCCUCGUUGGCCAAGACAAUAUUUCAAGUGCCUUCCGAGUCUGUUAUGAAGCUGGACUCUGCAAUAGUGCAAAUAGAUACUUAUAACAACUAUUUGUUAGUUUCGACGUAUACAAAAACAUAUUUUUGCGACACGGAAAGAGGAUGUUAUAUUCAAUUAGGAAAAAAAUUGAGAAACGGAGCUUAUGGAGCUUGUUUUUUUAUAAAUAACAGAAAUCAUGAUUCUGAGAUUUCCUUACAAGAAGAAUGUAGAAUAUUCUGUGCUAGACCGGGUUUGAGGUUAUGGGAAGCAAACACAGAAGCUCAAGUCAUUAUGACAUAUCAAUUUAAAGAAUCUGUCAAAAAUAAACUCUCUCAUAACAUUAUUAAUAUAGAUCCUGAUAAAAAAAUCCCAGAUAAAUUUAUAGAAAAUAAUGGAAUUCCUGAUGACGUGUCAUUUCAAAAAAUAUUUCCAUUUUGCAGUAAUUGCAUUUUAACUUUUGAUACAUCGGGAAUUUAUAUUUUGAAUUUAACUGAAAAUAAAUUAAUAUUCUGGUUAAAAUUUGCCGAAGGUAUUAAAAAUGUUAUAAUUAUAAAUGAAACUAUUUAUGUUUGGAAAAGCAAUUUAGAAGUAGUGGUAUUUUCUCUGUCAAAUUUGGAAAAUUUGAUACUCAAAAAGUUAUACAUGGAAGAAUAUACUUUUUGUGCAGAAAUAUGUGUAAAAUACUAUGAAAAAUUAAAAGAACUUUUACAGACUUCCCAAGAUUUAUAUUUAUUAGGAGUUCUGAAAAAGAAAAUAUCUGAUAACGUAUUAUUAGAGAAACUUGAGUCUGUUUUUGAAAUCAUUGAUGAGCAAAAUAAAAAGUUUAUAGAGAGAAAUAAAAUCGUAGAGCAUGAAGAACCAAGCAUUGCCCAGAAAGAUUUAAUAGAAAUAGAUAAUACCAAUAAUAAAUUUAGAACACUUCUCAGACAAUAUAAAGUGAACAAAACUCACAAAAAUAUUGAAAUUCCUGAACUAAACAGGGUCUAUCAAGAAACAUCCGCUCCUGACGAUUUAAUUGUCUUAUUUAAAGAUUUUAUUGAAUAUUCUUUAAAGGAAAUUAAUGAAGAUCCAAAUCAGUGGUGUGAUGAUCAAUUUAUGAAUCAAAUACUAAAGAAAAAUGUAGUUGUAGAGAAAUUAUCUGAUACGAGUUUAGAACAUUUGAAAAAUAUUGUUUUUUCUGUUAAUAAAUCAAUAAAGUACUCAUGUAGUUGUGGCUAUCCUUUGCCAAAUUGUCAUAAAUUUACUCCUAAAUAUUAUAAAACUGCUUUGGAUUUACUUGGCCUUAAAAACCACAAAAAACAAGUCUUUCAAGAAGUUCCAUAUAUGUUAAGGUAUCAGAUAAAAUCUGAAAUACACGGUCUAAAUUUAAGUCUAUUAAUACAAUAUAACGAUGAAGUUUUGUUUAAAGAAAACUGUAAGCAAAUAUUGUAUGACAGAUGGUAUGAUGUGCUUGGAUAUUAUGUCAAACUCAGAAAAGGACUGUGUCUGAACUGUGAUAAAGAUAUCAAUAUUGAUGGUUUGAUCAGUUGGAAUGAUAUGGGAAAAAUUGUUUUGCAGUCGUUAGGAGCAACUAGUGCUAUUAGAAUAUUGAGAAAAUUUGAAAAAAAUAUUCCUAAAGGUGCACUAGAUGCUAGAUUUUAUCAGGCAUGUAUUUUUGCAAAUUCGUUUAAAAUAGAAAAUGAAGAUGUUAAAAAAUAUGUCGAAGUUUCAGUUGAAUUGGUUGAGAAUUUGGAAGGUGAAAGUUAUAAUGAGUUUCAGCAUUGUUUAGAGAAAUAUUUUAACAGAAAAUACAACACAUGUGGUGAUCCUUGUACAAAAGUCGAUAAUAAAAGAAAAUGUACUAUGUGUACUCUGCCUUUAAAAAAUGACAUUUUUGAGUGCCAGAGCCCAAAACUGUGUCAGCAUGUCUUCCAUAGUUUUUGUUUGAAAAAUAAUAAUGCAGUGUGCGGCAUAUGUUCAGAUUAAUAUAAGUAAAUUUAUUUUGUAUUGAAAUUUUAACAGAUAGAGAUUUUUAUACGAAAAUAAAUAUUUUAUGGCUU